AUUUUACAAGAAUGAGCGAGGAUCGAAAAAUUGCUGAAUAUGAGGGAAUUAAAUAUUAUUCAGAGGAAGGUCAGUGGUAUCGUUUACUUCCAAUUGGAGGAGGUCAAGUGCCUGUUGACAUCAAAAAAGCUAAAAGGCGUAUAGAAAUAAGCCUUCCUCAAGAGAAUCUGCUGGAUGUAUUCAAAUUUCUCGACUUUGAUCAAUUAUUGACUUUCCAACAAACAAGUUUUUAUUUCAAAAAUAUUGUUGAUAAAUAUGGAAAGGAAUUAGCUAGGAAGAAAUUUGCAAGGCUUGAAUUUCUUUCCAAAUGUGAAAAUGGUGAAUUUGUUAAAAUAGAAGAGCCUCAUCUUUAUGAUUUUGAAUUAAGUAAACAGCUUAAGAAAAAGGAAAUAUUUUUAUUUCUGGGGGCGCUGACAAACACGCACUCGUAUGGGAUAUCCGCUCAGGACAGUGUGUUCAAAGCUUUGAUGGGCACGAAGAAGAUAUUAAUACUAUUCGAUUCCAUCCAAAUGGAGAUGCUUUUGCUACUGGAUCUGAUGAUGCAUCGUGCCGUCUCUACGACAUUCGUGCUGAUCGUCAAGUUGCUGUUUACCAAAAAGAAUCAAUUUUCUUCCCGUCGUCUACUAUUUGCUGGCUAUGGUGAUUAUCGAAUUUCUGUUUGGGAUACACUCAAAUGUGUUCGAGCCCACGUUUUGUAUGGACAUGAAAAUCGUAUUUCUUGUUUGAGAACAUCUCCGGAUGGAACAGCUAUAUGCACUGCUUCUUGGGAUUCUUUUCUUAAGAUCUGGGCUUAAUUGCUUGUAAGAAGGAUGAUUUUUUAUACUUAAUUCCUGUUUAUGCUGGACAAAAAUCUCAUUUUUAAAACGAAUUUUUUUGAUCAUAGGUUUAUAUUUUUUAUGUUUUAUACUAUAUAAGGAAAAAGAUUAGAACGUUUAUGUCCCAUCUAAUGGUUUUAGGUUUUGCUUGGGUCGAGUUCAAAUCCAUGAUUAGUCUUGUUGGAGAGACUGUGCCAUUGGGGUUACAAUUUUUCGAUAUAGUU
Molecule: messenger RNA, 1039 nt
Organism: Meloidogyne enterolobii
Lineage: Eukaryota; Metazoa; Nematoda; Chromadorea; Rhabditida; Meloidogynidae
Source: the annotation of a GenBank genome assembly